AUGUCUUGAGACAAUCAAUUCCCUAUUGGAGAAUAGGAUGUCUUGUCUGUUGCUACUGGCUCCAGUCCACCACCAUGUUCGAGGUCCAUUCUUCAAUGAUUCCCACCACUCGCUGGACGUAAUUGGGCUUUCCCCUGGUCCUGCCAGCAGAAUCCAGGUCCUAAAAUCCGUGCUAGCCCUCUUCCCCUGAGAUGAUUGACUUUCAAACUUCCUCAACAUUCGACCUGCAUUAGCACCAAAAUGCUUGCCUCCGGAAACGGCACGUCUUGCUUGCUGCUUUGGUCAGUCAGCUUGCCGGUGCCCCUUCUUCCAGCGGACUGAGUGGAACCGUCUCCUCCGACACAGUCAGACAGAUUGCCAAGGAAGGCGUAAGCUGUCCUUCUUUUAGCAGGCAAGAAGUGUCUCCAUACUGGUAAUUAUUUUGUCGUUUUGCGCUGGUCGAGUAUGAAUAAGGGAACUGUUCGCACGGGUAUCAAAUCCCCUAAGCCGGCCCUUGAGGUUCACCCUUCUUAAGAGCAUGAAGUAGGUAGAGUAUGUAGCAUUCUCCUGUCAAGGCCCAACAAGGAAAUGCAUUUGCCGAUGGAAUAAGAGCUCCUCUCGCCCGAAUCCGUCGCUUCGACCCUCCAAGAUGCAAUGUUACGUCGGGAUUCAAGAUGCAUCCAUGCAGGCGAAUGUUGCUUCUGUCUCUUUUUGUCUGAAUUUGACCCAGGCAACAAUAUGGCCCCCAAAUCUUCCCAAUCCUUCCAUUGUGGUGGAUUUGGUUCCCUGCCGCACCUCGUGGGAAGCUGGUCGUUCACUCAGAGGAAUCGGAAUGGCGCUGUUUGAGGAGGCGGCCCACCGUCACCCUACGAGUCGAACUCCUUGGCGAAAGAAUCUCCCGAGGUUCAAGAGUGAAGAGUCUUUUAAUUUCUUCGGGUUUUAUGCGGGGGAAGGAUUCCAGCCGGUGGGUUUUUCGGUCGACCAACUUGAUUCAGUUACUUCACCGGUCGCUAGUUGAGGCUAACACACACUAAGAGAGUGGCGUGUGAGGCUGGAUUACCCGAGAUGUGGUCGUGCCCGCUUUCAUCCCGGCCCAACAACAUCCAUCGCUUGAAGAUCCAGCGCGAAUACGGCAUAGGUUCGUGGCCAUGCUAGGGUUAUAUUCUUCAAGAUUCUGCGCAGCUAUGCGUAUGACAAUCAGGGGGUGCCGGUGCCUCCCCGUUCCCUCCGCGCCGCACGGCAGCAACAGUGUAAUGCUAAGCAUACGCGCCAGUUCGGCGCAAUUUUGUAGUUUUUGCCCAGGGACGCAUAUCUUCAACAAGGUCCCUCCCCAUCCGUCCUCGUUUCUGUCGGAAUGGAGAACCCUUAGAACAACGUCCGAUCUUGCGACUCCUCUCAGCCCCUCCUUUGACGACACCAGCACGACUCGUCCGGCGUUCAAAUCCCUUUUUACCUUGGACCUGCUAGAGCAUCGCAGUCUCUCGGUUCGCUUUUUUAGAUCGCAAUGGCGGAAAUCGAGAACCGUGGACCGGAACUUGUGGCCGUUGGCAUAACACUUGUCACGACCGCCGUCAUAGCCACCGUCCUCCGAUGCUACGUUCGGCUCUUCCUCGUCAAGAACUUCGGAGUCGACGAUUGGUGUAUGCUCGGUGCUAUUACAAGUUUUAUUCUAUUCGUAUCAUGUGCGUUGACGGGCGUGCACUAUGGAACCGGUCGUCAUCGCAAGGACCUCGGCGAUGAGGAUUGGGAAUCCGCUAUGAUGUAUUGGUGGUACUGCUACCUUUGGUACUGUUUAGCAAUGAUCGCCUCGAAAAUUUCCAUCGGGUACUUCCUCCUGCGAAUCACGGUCCGAAAGAUUGAUAUCUGGAUCAUCUACAUCGUCAUGAUGCUGACGGUCUGCACCGGCGUUGUGUUCUUCUUCGUCACUCUCCUUCAAUGCCAACCAAUCUCCUAUUUCUGGAACAAGAGUACGCAGGACGGCCAUUGCGUUCCGAUGGACGUAAUCAUCGCUCUCACCUACCUUUACAGUGCCUUCAGCGUCAUCUGCGACUUCACAUUUGCCAUUCUGCCCAUUGUCCUUAUCUGGAAGUUGAAGAUGGACAAAAAGACAAAGAUGGCGCUUGUGCCAAUCAUGGCCAUGGCCUGCAUUGCCAGCGCUGCUGUCGUCGUUCGCAUGCCGUUUGUCAAGGACUUCAAGAACCCUGACUUUCUCUAUGCAACCGUAGACAUCGCAAUCUGGUCCACCACCGAGCAGGGUCUAGCGAUCACCGCAGGCAGCCUUGCAACCCUCCGCCCACUAUUCCGGCUUGUAGGAUACCGACUCGGCUUCACCUCCAUGGGUGCCUCCCAGCUCCACGACUCCGAACGUGGUGCCCCCUCCGCCAUGGGCGGCAAAAUAAAGAACGCCAGCAAUGGCAGCUCAGGCCACCAACGACGUGGGCCCUUCAGUCUCACCACCUUCAUGGCCAAAGAUGACGUCGACAGUCACGAGAUGGGUAGCAAUGAGUCAGGCCGGAGUCAACAGCAGAAGUCGACAAGUAAGCGCGCUCGCGGUUGGGAAUCGACAGGGAGGCCGGACAACGAAAGCGAAACUGAGCUCACAUUUGAAGCUUCCAAAGACUCAGGAGGGAGCGACCGCGACAACAUUGUCGUCGUCCAGACGUUUUCCUUACGGGAAGACCGCGUGUAAUCUUGGUCGUGUUUUGACCGCACCUAAUGAACAUAAUAAUCCACCACGUGAUGACAGGGAAACAGGAAAUAGCUUAGAGCACAACUGAACAAAUAAAUAGUCCACCACCGACUAUCUGCC
Molecule: messenger RNA, 2788 nt
Organism: Colletotrichum destructivum
Lineage: Eukaryota; Fungi; Ascomycota; Sordariomycetes; Glomerellales; Glomerellaceae
Exons: 6
Coding region: 1484-2668 (394 amino acids)
Source: RefSeq, a predicted model, not a curated record